AGAACCAGGAACGGGAACCCGAAUGGGUACCGCUUGGUGCCCGGUCCAACCAUAAACCCGCUCUUAACCGAGGAUGACUACCCGCAAAUCAGAGGUGCAUUCACCAAUUACAACGUCUGGGUUACUCCUUACAAUAGGUCGGAACGUUGGGCGGGGGGUCGAUUCGUGGACCAGAGCAGGGGACAGGACACGCUGGCGGUAUGGACUCAGAGGGAUCGGGAGAUUGAGAAUCGAGACAUAGUGGUGUGGCAUGUGAUCGGAUUUCGCCAUAUACCUUGCCAAGAAGAUUUCCCGAUGAUGCCAACAUUGAGCGGCGGAUUUGAACUUCGGCCCAAUAAUUUUUUCGAGGCCAGCCGGGUUCUCAAGGUUGUUCCUCCGUCGCCGGUGACAAUUGGUAACUGCACCGCCGCGGUUGCUAAUCGGAUUCAAAUUUAAUAGUCCAUAAUUGCAUCUAAAAAAAAAAUAAAGGACUGGUGUACUUAGUAGUUAGUACUAUACAUUGC
This is a messenger RNA of Linum tenue, 503 nucleotides long. The record is from the annotation of a GenBank genome assembly. Lineage: Eukaryota; Viridiplantae; Streptophyta; Magnoliopsida; Malpighiales; Linaceae.